AUGGCAGGCCGCGGCGGCGGCGCCGCCAGGUCGCGUACGCCAGCUGCAACUGCAAGAGGGCGGCGGCAGACAAGAGCGUCACUGCCGUUGGACAUGCUGGUGGACAUCGCGGCGCGCACCGACCCGGCCACUCUCGUGCGCUGCGCCGCGACGUGCGUGGACAUGCGCCGCCGCGUCAAGGACUACACUCGCCUCGGCGGCCGCCUCCACCUCCGGCGCGGCGACCGCUUCGUGCUCCCCCUUCUGCGAGGCCACCUGAUACACACCUACAAGUAUGGCCGCGCCCAACGCCAGGACCACUUGUCCCUGCUCGACACCACCGCUGCGGACGCCACCACGCUGCGCAGGGUCACCGGCGUCGAGGGCUUCCCCCUCGCAUCCUCCAACGGCCUCGUUCUCACCCGCGUCACCCGAUCGCUCCGCGUGUGCGACCCGGCCGCCGGCCGCCGCCGAAUCCUGCCAUCCAAUAAGCUGACUUUCCCUGUGGAUGUGGUGGGUACAGAACAAGACGAUGCUAUGACAAGCUAUGCAUUGCUCGUGGGUGACGACGAUGAUGAUGGUGCGACCGCCGUCGGCAGGCAAUUCCAUGUGGUCAUGGCAUACCUAGAGCUGUCGAAACACUGCCGCAACGUGCACUUCCAGACCUUCUCAUCGGAGCAUGGCGCGUGGGGCUGCUGCAACAAAAUUCGGGUUCCUAAUCUGCAAGGCAGCAAGUUGCAGCUACCACUCGGCACGGCCCUGGUCGUCGGCGACACUGCACACUGGUUGUGCCUAACCAACACAGGGGACUAUGUUCUCAAGAUCCAUGUUAGAAUGGAACAAGUCACGGUGAUGAAGCUCCCGGAGAGCUUCCCCCGCAGCUGGUGGUACCACCAACUCCUGGCGACAUCGUCGGCAGGCGGGUGCCCGAUCGUGCUCACUGCAGAUGACGACAAGAUAUCAGCUUGGGCGCAAUCCAAGCAAACGGGCCAGUGGAAGCGACAACCACAGGUGGUGAUCGAGACAGAGACAAUCUUGCAGUUCCUACAAGAGGCUGGCGGAAGCCGACCACCGCCAAGCCGAUGGCCAGUCAAGUAUGAACUAAAACUAUUGUGCUUCGCCGAGAGGAGUGGCACCGUGCUCAUCAAGGUGCUCAACAACAUGUCACCUCUCGGGUAUUUCUGGCUCAACCUGCAGUCCAUGAAAAUCAUGAGGUGGUUCUCCGACCGUGGGCUCGAGUACGCGACCGGGAAUAUUCCCUAUGAGAUGAAUUUGGCGGCUUGGAUUCCAACAUUCAGUAGCACUUUGUGA
Molecule: messenger RNA, 1290 nt
Organism: Hordeum vulgare subsp. vulgare (domesticated barley)
Lineage: Eukaryota; Viridiplantae; Streptophyta; Magnoliopsida; Poales; Poaceae
Exons: 1
Coding region: 1-1290 (429 amino acids)
Molecular function (GO): protein binding
Source: RefSeq, a predicted model, not a curated record